CGGCAAGGUAAUAUAUUUUCUUUUAUUACCUAAUCAAAGGGAUUUUGUUGUUUUAUUACAAAUAAGCCUUUUCGCGAUAAAUCUUGCACAUGCGCACAAACGCUUCCGGACGGCAACUAUUUAUAUCCGCAUUCCAUUGCUGUUGUUUACAUUAGUAACACAGCUCAGUAUGGCCAAGCGGGAGAGUUUGAAGAAACUGAAAAUAAGUUCGUUGAGAAAUUUAGCCACAGAGCACGGAAUCGACAUAUGUAAGAAGAAAAAAGAAGAUCUCAUACAAGAAUUACUUUUGUGUCAAACGCCAACUUCUGUUUUGACGCCGAUCAUCCAACAAGCUUCGGCUGAAGGAUCAUUGACCCUACCCUUUCAGGACAGUUUGCCACCUUUUCACGCCGUAACCUAUGACUGUUUGGACCAGAGUUAUAUUCCAACUUUAACUUUCAGUGAUAUUUACAGUUUUAUCAUUGAAAGACCUACUUCACAUGGUAUUGCUGUGAAAAAUUUCAAGGGCUUAGACAAAUCCAUUAAACACUUCGAAGCUGGUGACGUCCAAGAUAUCAGAGUGUCAAAGGUCAAUUCAUCUAUAAUAUAUGUGAGGGCAACAUGCCAAGCUUCUAUGAAGAAGCAGCAAUAUCAAGUGUAUAUCUGCAUGUCAACACCAAACACUGGCAGACCACAUAUACAGCAUGCAUAUUGCCAGUGUCCUAUUGGGUUAGCACAGGCAUGUAGUCACAUAGGUGCCUUACUCUUUGCAUUAAGUCAUGCAAAACCCAGCCAGUCCUCGUCAGAAAGCUGUACAUCUCAGCCAUGUAAAUGGAUAAUUCCUGGGUGCCAGGUGAAGCCUUCUGGACCAAUCAGUUCUUUGCCUAAUAAGUGUAAGGGCCAAUUGAAAGAGUCGGAAGAUUUUAUAGAAAAUCGUGAUCCUCUUGCCGCUUAUGACCCUCGGCAUUCAGACGACAGACAUUGGGAUCUUAAUCGCAUGCUGCAGCAUUUACAGGAUCUAAAAAAUGUCUUUCCACAAACAGGAAUGUCACACUUGUGGAAUAUACCUGACCAUGCUCCAGAGGCUGUCCAAAAGAUGGAGGUGCAGGAUGUGGAAGCAGAUAUUAUGUUCGCAAGGAUGAAAAGUCUCAUAUUUUGUGAGGGGAAUGAGCCCCAACUGUCGAUAACCCAGGACUUAGUUGAGUUUAUUGAGAGCUGCACAAGAGACCAGAGAACAUCAGCCAUGUGGCAGAAACUCCAUAUUGGUCAUCUCACCAGUUCUCUUUUUGGUGAUGUCUUAAAAGCUGGAUCCAAUCCGAAUUCUUUGAUCAAGCAAAUUAUGGAGGGUUCCAGUUUUAAUAAGUAUGCAGUUCUACCACCAGCAUUUCAAUGGGGACAAGAAAUGGAGGCCAAGGCACGGUCAGACUAUGUCAUUCUUAAGUCGGCUAUCAACAGUAAUUUCACAGUUGAGGAUACAGGUAUCACUUUAUGUGCAGAACACUCUUUUCUGGGUGCCUCUAGCGAUGGGAAGGUCCAUGAUGGGGAAAGCAUUGGUUUAUUAGAAAUUAAGUGUCUGUAUUCCAUCCAGGGAACUCGUGUUACAAUGAAAGAAGUGGGUGAAAUCAUGGCAAUGGGAUAUUCCAAUUUUUGUCUGGAGGAGAGUAUGGAAGGACCACGUCUCAAGAAGAGCCACAAAUUUUAUGCUCAAGUUCAAGGGGAGAUGGCAAUUAAGGCAUUACCAUGGUGUGACUUCGUAGUUUGGACCAAUGUGGCACAAAACAGUAUUUGUAUUGACAGAUUUUAUUUUGAUUCAGAGUUUGUGUCCUCUAUGAUGCCUAAACUUAUUGCAUUUUAUAUGCAUCACAUUGUCCAUAAAUUGCACAUUUAACUAAUGAAUUAUCUGUUAUUGAUUGGCCAAAAAACAAUGCUGACAAGAAAUCUGAAUUGUUCAUGUAUAUUACAUGUAAUUUAUGUGAAUGUUCAUCUAGAUGAAAUCAUUUAAAUACAUGCACAUGGUUCAAAUGAAAACAAACUUUUUUGUUGUUGUAAAAUUCACCUUUUCAAAACAGUGGUUACUUUUAACUCAGAAAUAUAUAUAAUUACAAAGAUUGUUACCAAAUUAUUUAGUCACUUUUACAAUGUCAAGGAGCACUUUUUAUAUACAU
This is a messenger RNA of Magallana angulata, 2144 nucleotides long. RefSeq lists its product as uncharacterized. Bases 170 to 1867 code for a protein of 565 amino acids. Gene Ontology annotation, molecular function: zinc ion binding. Lineage: Eukaryota; Metazoa; Mollusca; Bivalvia; Ostreida; Ostreidae. The record is from RefSeq and is a predicted model, not a curated record. The transcript is spliced from 6 exons.